AUGCCAGAGUCUCGUUCGUUAUCGGAAUUAACCAGACAAAUCGCUCCACCAACUAAGAACGGCCAUGCACCACCACCCACGGAAUCGAGAAAGAGCUCUCAAUCUGUCAAUCCUGUCCGUGUCCGGGCCGGGAUCAACCAGGUAGCCGCCACCCACGGCGGCGCCGCGGCGCUCCGCGCCAGCGCCCGGACGCCCGGCCCGCCGGCCCGCCGCCCUGCCAACCCUGACCGCCCCCGGCUCUUUCGCCGCUCCGACCCGCGGGAGCGGCAUCGCCGACGCCACGGGGGCGGCAUGGCAGCGACGGCCACCGGCGGCGGCGGCCGGCCGCAUCGCGACCCGGCGGCGCCUGGGGCGGGGAACGCCGCCGCCCGCGGGGCUCCCCCCCGCCCGCCGCGCGGCGGGGAGGCGAGGGACGCCCUCGGCGACGGCCGACCCCGGCGGCCGGCCCUUCCCGCGACGCCGCGGGCAAGGAGCCGGGACCGCUGCGCAGCUUCGGAUUUGGACGGCACGAGCCUUUCGGGGGGUCUCUCGCGGCUCAGCUCCAGCCGCACCGCCACCCGGCGCGCUGCUCGCGGCCGGCACCCACGGGGCGCUAGCCGGGACCGGGGCCAGCACCAGCACCUCGCCUGCAUUGAAGGACACCUGUGCAAGCUCGCGGGGCCACGCGGCCGUCACACAGCCCGGGACGGUCAAGCCGCCCUCCCCGGCAGCGGGAGGGGCGGCACCUCGCCUGCGACGGGAAGCGAAUUGGAAAGGAGACCGCCCUGCCCGAGCACCGGACCCCGCCGUGGCCUUCCCCAUGACAGAGAAGACCCGGAAGAGCCCGGCCGGCCGGGGGCCCUCGCCGACGCCACCCGAAAAGCCUCAUCGAUCGGACACACGGGACGCGGCUGCUGCUGCUGCUGCUGCUGCUGCUGCGGAAAGGAGGGGGGCAAAGCAGCCGCCGACACGCUGGCAACAAGGGCCCCACGGCCACGCUGCUCCUCCUGGGACAGCCGCUCGCGGAUCGAGCACGGCAGAGGAGCGCGGGGGGUGCCGCCACCCGCCCGCCCGCCGACAAGGCUUCCCUCUUUAGCCAGGCGACGGCGGGACGGGACCGCCGGGCUGGGGGUGAGCUUCACCCUUUCGCCCGGGGAACCCAUCCCAGCGUGCGAGAAGAAAGGUGCCACCGACCGCGCCACGGGCCACCGGCUUUCCCCCGGCCUCGCAGGCAGCAGCCGGCUCUCCCUCCGGAAAAAGACGGGGGACGGCACCACAAAAAGAUCUCGGCUCUCUCCUGUGCACACCUUGGCUUUCCUGGGCCCGCGCGCCUUCCCGGCGCGCCUCUCGGUGCCGCGGCUUAGGGCCGCCAGAGAAAAAGCGCAACGCAGGCCGGGCGGGCGGCCCCCACACCGCCCGCACGCCGGCGCGCGCCUGAAGAAAAAAACGGACCCGGCUGGAAACCCAGCCCACCGGGCAGAAGCGACUCGAUCCGCACACGACCGAGGAAGAGCGAGGCGACGCCGCCUCGCCCACCACACGCUCCGGGGGCUCUCUGGCGGCUUCCGGCCGAGGAAGGGGGACGACUUCCACAACACACGCUGCUGGCCCGGGGUGCCGCCACCCCGGCUCCACAGCACAUCGGGGGACCGCCCUCACCGAGCCCCUCAAGCCACGCGGCAACGCCGAAGCCAAGGCCGCGCGCCCCCCCGCCGCCCUUCCGACACGGACACGCUGGCAACAAACAGGUCGGGAGCGGGAGAACGGGACGCCGCCACCUCGGCGGGCCCUGCUCGGGGCUCUCGGCACCUCACUCGGCUCUCUCGGAGCCUCUCUGCUUCCCUGGGUCGGGACGGGGACCGGGACGACGCCACGCGACUCGUCCCGCGUCAGCGGCACUCGCUUUGCCCUGAGGAUGACCGCGCGCGCGGGCCCUCCUUCGCCGCUUCGGACACAGGCAUGCUGGAGGCCUGUGGGGAUGCGGCCCGUCACCUCGCUCCCAUAGCUUUCCCCGCCUCCGCCCAACCGCCACGGCUGGGGGCGCCCCGCCCUCCCCCCCGUCGGACUCCCCGCCGCCGCCUGCAGACUUUUCCCGCCCCGGCCCAGUCUCUCCUCAGCCAGUUGGCACAGCGGCAGCGGCGGGAGGGCCGGCAGCGGGCCGACACCCAGGCAGCCGGGGCCUUCGGCCGGUCUCGCCGAGCCUUCUGCUCGGACGGCCUUCCUUCCUUGCUGCUCAGGCCCGGCCCCGGCCCGGCCUGCGGCGGGACGGCAGCGGCGGCAGGGGCUGAAGGGAGGGAGGCAGAAAUCCGGGCGGGAGCCGGGCCGCCGCGCCUUCGGCCGGCCGGGAGUCCUAAAGGCUCCCUCCUUCCCUCUCGGGGUGGCUGGGCGCGGGGGGAUGCGGGCAGGACGUCGGCGGGGGCGUGCGCCCGGCGGCAGCGGAAGCGGGCCGCCUUCGCCUCCCGGCUCUCGGGGGGAAAGAGGGUGCGCCGCGGGCCGCGCGCGGCCCCCGGAGCGGGUGGCGAGUGGCGGGCGUACGGGGGCCUGCCGGAUGCGCGGCCCGCCCGCCUUACGCCGGCUUGCGGGCCAGGACGAGGACGCGGGGUCUACCCCGAGCCCCUCGGCGGCGGGAGCCCAAGGCCGGCCCGGGACAACAGGUCUACCCCCGCGCCCGGAGACGGCAGCAGCGGCAGCGGACGGACGGGCUUGCUCCCGCCGCGCCCGCCGCCGCCGCCGCCGCCUGCGCGGCCAAGCCCCCGCCCCGCGUAUCGGGCCUGGGACCCGCGCGGAGGGAAGUCGAGGCCGCGCGCGGCCCGGCGGGGCCUCUCUCUCUCUCUCUGGGCUGGCAAGCGCGCGCGCCCCCCCCCCACCGACGGAGGAGCGCGCCGCCGGCGGCACGCGGCCCCUUCGCUCGCUUGCCCGGGCUCCCGGACUCCGCGUCUCGGGCCUGGGACCCGCGCGGAGGAGAGCGCCGAGGCGGACCGCGCUGGCGCGGGCACGGGCGCCCGCGCCGCCGGGGCCCCCUGUCGGCCCCGGCCCGCCGAGAGAGAGGCCUCGGAGGAGGAGGAGGAGGAGGAGGAGGCGGGCCGGCGCCCGCGCUCCUGCCGGCCAGCGACAAAAGCUUGUGUCGAGGGCUGA
Messenger RNA from Vidua chalybeata, 3114 nucleotides. RefSeq names its product collagen alpha-1(III) chain-like. Lineage: Eukaryota; Metazoa; Chordata; Aves; Passeriformes; Viduidae. The coding region runs from base 1 to 3114 and encodes 1037 amino acids. The record is from RefSeq and is a predicted model, not a curated record. The transcript is spliced from 9 exons.